UAAAGGCGUGUCGUACUCCCACUCGUAGGUAGGAUUGAUUCCUUGGAAUAAAAUAAAUCCAUUAGCGUAAGCUGCAUCAGGACCUACUUACCUUCGUUUUCGUCCUCUCUUCUUAACACGGCCAGGCCAGGAUUAUUUAUCGGUUGCACUUAUCGCCAUUGUCUUCCUCUGGAUAGGUUGGCACUUCCUUGAGAACUAAAGUUCAUCUGUAAUCACUUUCAAGUUUUAACAUCUGGUGUAGAAUAUCUUGAGAACAAGGCACCUAUUACUGAAUCUGGAACUCGUAAAUCUUUGAGGCAUUGUUUACUGGUGGGAAAGGGAAUAAAGAUCAACACUCUGAAGGUCAUCAAUCUAGCUUAGUUUGGGGCCAUCCGUGGACUUGAAGAACACCAAGGGCUGCUUUCAUGUUGAAAUUGUUUACACUUCGGGGGCUGCCAUGGAGCCCUGGUAGUGGUAGUCGGGAAAAGGUUGAACUAACAGCUGCAGAAGUAGAGUCUCUUCGAUCAGAACUUGUUGAUUUGGAGGAGAAGGAGGCUCAGUUAAAAGCUCAGUUGGAAAAUAUUGAUGAAAUUUUACGGUCAGCUCGUCUAUCCGGAUAUUUAUACAUCCGAACUAGAUGGACAGAGCUUCCAGGAGAAUCUCCACCUAUUGAUGAUACCAAUGUAGAUGAUUGGCUUCCUCGCUUUGUUGUUCUUCAGGGUGAAUGUCUAUUCAUAUAUUUGUUGAGUACAGAUUUAAGUCCUCACGACUCAACGCUUCUAUCUGACAUUGUUGAAGUAAACCAAUUACCAAGUUUUAAGCGUGAAGAUGGUGAGAUAAGAUACGCCUUUCGUAUUUUAACACGACAUGGAUUACGAUAUGAAUGCUCGAGCAGUUCUAAGAUACAGGUGGAUUCGUGGUUAACAGCUCUGCAAUCUGACUGCAAACUGGAAUCUGAUGCAUCAACUCCCAAUGGUUCAAUAUAGAUAUAACAUGUUUUACUCCUUGUUUUGGGGAAUUUGAGAUGGCAUGAAAGAUAAACUACGUGUGUAAAUAUGAAACUGAUGCCAGGACUAUUAUUUCUUGUACAUACAACAUAAAGUAACUGAAUAGAGAUUGAUGAUUAUUUGGUCACUUCUGGCUUAUUCCAGGAUUGAUUGACCAAUUAAAUUUUGAACUAGAGGAACUAAUAAACUUUGCUAGUUUGGUGA
This is a messenger RNA of Medicago truncatula (barrel medic), 1190 nucleotides long. RefSeq lists its product as uncharacterized. Lineage: Eukaryota; Viridiplantae; Streptophyta; Magnoliopsida; Fabales; Fabaceae. The transcript has 7 exons. The record is from RefSeq and is a predicted model, not a curated record. Bases 405 to 965 code for a protein of 186 amino acids.